GCAUCUUUCACCCGAAUGACAAUAAAGUUGUUUUUAUUUCAAGAAAUCGAUAGAAAAGAAAGCCCCACCGCUCUAAAGCUCAGCUGACGGGAAGUGGAGUGUGCAGCUGGAGUUCGAGAGUUACCGAAGCCCAAAGUUGGCGGCUGGACCAUGGGAACCCAAAAGCCGCGGAUCCUGCCCUGGCUGGUGUCGCAGCUAGACCAGGGAAAGCUGGAGGGCGUGGCCUGGCUGGACGAGAACCGCACGCGCUUCCGCAUCCCUUGGAAGCACGGCUUGCGACAAGAUGCCCAGCAGAAGGACUUCGGCAUCUUCCAGGCCUGGGCCGAGGCCAGCCGUGCCUACACUCCUGGGAAGGAUAAGCCCGACCUGCCGACCUGGAAGAGGAAUUUCCGGUCCGCCUUGAACCGGAAGGAAGUGUUGCGUUUAGUCGACGACCGGAGCAAGGACCCCCACGACCCGCACAAGGUCUAUGAGUUUGUGAGCCCAGCAUUUAGGGACCUUCCUGAGCCGGACGCCUCUCCAGACACUGAUGGCCGAUGGAGUACCUCUGAUACCCCUGAAGACAUUGUGGAGGAGUUGCUGAGUGACAUGACCUUAGCCCCAGUCCCAGAUGAGGGACCCUCAAGCCUGGCUAUGGCCCCUGAGCACCCCCCUCAGCUCUUGCUGAACCCCAACUUAGACAUUCUUGCUCCAUGCCCAAACUCGGAACCCCCUGAAAACCCACUGAGGCAGCUGCUGGUGGCCGAGGAAGCGUGGGAGUUCGAGGUGACCGCCUUCUACCGGGGCCGCCAGGUCUUCCAGCAGACUGUCUUCUGCCCAGGGGUCCUGCGGCUGGUGGCGUCAGAAGCAGUGGACGGGACACUGCCUGGGCAGCCAAUAAGACUGCCAGACCCCCAGGCGUACCUGACAGAUGGGGGUGCCAGGACCUUUGUGAGGCGUGUACUGAGCAGCCUGGGCGGGGGGCUGGCUCUGUGGAGGGCAGGGCAGCAGCUCUGGGCCCAGAGGCUGGGGCACUGCCACGCACACUGGGCCAUGGGCGAGGAGCUCCUUCCCAGUUGUCACAGGUCCGAAGGCGAGGUCCCCAAGGACCACGAAGGAAGUGUGUUCGACCUGGGGCCCUUCGUGGCAGAUCUGAUUGCCUUCAUUGGAGGAAGUGGACGCUCGCCACGCUACACCCUCUGGUUCUGCAUGGGGGAGUCCUGGCCCCAGGAUGAACCGUGGACCAAGAGGCUGGUGAUGGUCAAGGUUGUUCCCACGUGCCUCAGGGCCCUGCUAGAAAUGGCGCGGAUAGGGGGUGCCUCCUCAAUGGAGAACACUGUGGACCUGCACAUUUCUAACAGCCACCCACUCUCCCUCACCUCGGACCAGUACAAAGCCUACCUCCAGGACCUGGUCGAGGACAUGGAUCUCUAGGUCACUGGGGAAGCCUGAGCCCUUGCUCCUCCUGGGUGCAGGCCCCUCACCCCAACCUCAACCAAUAAACUGGCUCUUGCCACGAUCACCA
Messenger RNA from Ceratotherium simum simum (southern white rhinoceros), 1504 nucleotides. NCBI's taxonomy places the organism in Eukaryota, Metazoa, Chordata, Mammalia, Perissodactyla, Rhinocerotidae. The record is from RefSeq and is a predicted model, not a curated record.